Messenger RNA from Funneliformis caledonium, 133 nucleotides. The record is from the annotation of a GenBank genome assembly. Lineage: Eukaryota; Fungi; Glomeromycota; Glomeromycetes; Glomerales; Glomeraceae.
AUGCAAGACGAAAUUGACACUAAAGCUCUGGCAUAUGUCCAGAGACGUGAAGGAAGAUGCUUAGGCAAAGUUAAUCCUAAUACAUAUUUAUGGUCAUGUAAAAAGGGUUAUCAAUGGGAAGCGCGUUACCAAG